UUUUUAGGGCAAACUUAUAACAAUGUUUUCCGAACAAUUGGUACUAAAGCUAAAAUUAAAAAAUGGUUGUGAUGAGCAUAUACCAUCUCUUACCCAGUGGCUACAAGUAGUUGGUCUAGAGAAGCCAAGUAUUCUUAGUUUGUGUCAGAGGAUAUCUUCAGUAGAAGAGCUGCAAGAAAAAUCUGAUCAUGAAUUAAAAUAUAUUCUAAGUGACAAAGGUUCCAAGCCUGAAGAAUUCACUAAGCUAUGUAGAGCAUUACAUAAUUUGAAAAAAUAUGUUGGUAAGCUAAAAAGAGGUGAUAAUGAUUGUAAUGACACUUCUGAUCUUCAUUGGGAUUCUUGGGUUCCUGAUCACCAUCAUCAAGUUAAGACAGGACUAUCUCCAAGGCCUGGUCGUUCGAGGGCUGCAAGAACCUCUGUCCCUUCAGAAGAGAGUCUUGGUUUGAUUAAUAACAUUAAUAGGGGAGGUGCGAUCAUCCCUCCUUCAUCUUCAGUGUCUAGUAUUGACACUUUGAAUGCUCAGUGUAAUGUGCUCGGACCUCCUUUAACUCCUCCUGGUCAAGGAAGGGGGAAAGUUCGAACAAAAGAAAUUUUAAGGAAUUCAGUAGCGAAUAUUCCCUCCUAUGGCAGUGAUAACGGCUUGCAAACAACGAGGCAUGUUUUGAAUCAGAUUUUGGAUGACUUUCCUGCACCAGUAUGUCACGAAGUUCUCUAGGAUUUCUGGGAACCGAAACAUGGCUCCGCAAACGUCUCCACAUCUCAUCCCAAGCAUGUUCGUUCGGAUUCAAAUCCGGACUUCGAGCAGGCUAAACAAAUGGCUGAUUUGAACCUCGUCAAGAUAAGCAGUAACUAUCCGAGCAGUGUGGGGCCGUGCAUUAUCAUGCAUAAAGAUUGCGUCUUCUCCAAGAAUAACCAUAAACGGUAAAACAUGGUCUUAUACAACCUCUGUCAGGUACCUAUGCGCAGUCAAAGUCUUAUUCUGGAUAAAUACUAACUCCGUGCGAGCUCCAAGAGAUAUGCCUCCCCAUUUUAUAACUGAG
This is a messenger RNA of Psylliodes chrysocephalus, 1040 nucleotides long. The record is from the annotation of a GenBank genome assembly. NCBI's taxonomy places the organism in Eukaryota, Metazoa, Arthropoda, Insecta, Coleoptera, Chrysomelidae.